CAAGGAAAAAUGUUUACAAAACCUCUACGAAAACUAAACAAAACUUAUGAUCCUCAUUUACAUCGUCAAAUUCAACGGCCUAUAACAAACAUUGAAGCCUUUGUAAUUAUAAUCAAAUGUUCCAUUGGCACUGGUUGUUUGGAAAUGCCUAGAGCUUUCUGUAAUGCCGGCUGGUUAAAUGGCAUAAUAGGAACAUUUGUUAUUGGUGGCAUAAUGGUCUAUGCCGUACAUUUACUGAUCCAUGCCAUGUAUGAAUUAUGUCAAAGACACAAAGAAGCUUCUUUAACUUAUCCCGAAUGUAUGCGUUUUGCUUUAGUGGACGGUCCUCCUUGUCUGCGUAAAUUUUCGUUAAUAUCGGGUGGCAUUGUGGACUUUUUCAUGUGUUUGUAUCACUUCGGCGUUAGCUGUGUCUAUGUCUUGUUUAUAGCGGAUAAUAUUAAACAAUUGCUGGAUUUUUAUUAUGCUAAAUAUGAUUUUCAUAUGCAUGUUUUAGCCUUAACACUUCCCUUGAUUUCAAUUUUCUUAAUACGAGAUCUAAAAGCGUUAGUGCCAUUCAAUACAUUGGCUAAUUUACUUUUCUUUUUGGGUUUCUCUUUGAUACUUUUGUACAUUUUAGAAGAUCUUCCACCGUUAAGUGAAAGAAACAUGUUUAACAAAAUCGAUCGUUAUCCUUUGUAUUUUGGUACAGUGCUAUUUGCCAUGGAAUCGGUGGGUGUGAUCAUUGCCAUCGAACAUGAAAUGGCUAAUCCAAAGGAUUAUUUAGGAUUUAGCGGCAUCUUGAGUUUGGGAUCUUUUAUAUCGCUUUGCCUUUAUGCUGCCUUUGGUUUUGUUGGCUAUUGGCGCUAUGAUUGUCAGGUUUAUGGUAGUAUAACUCUAAAUUUACCACCCGAUAUGUUACUUUCUCAACUUAUUAAAAUAAUGUUUGCGGUUGCUAUAUACUUUUCGUACGCUUUACAGGGUUACAUUACAGUAGAUGUUUUAUGGCAUCAUUAUUUUUCAAACUGGUUUGAUCAGGAAGAUCAAAUAAUAAUGGAAUAUAAUGUAAGAUGUUCGAUAGCAUUGGUAACAGUUUUAGUUGCUGUUAUAUCCCCUGAUAUUUCGAUAUUUCUACCACUAGUUGGUUCUUUCUGCUUAACCAUUUUGGGUUUUGUAUUACCAGCUCUAAUGGAUCUUUGUGUUAAAUACAAUGUCGGCUAUGGACCCUAUAAAUAUAUUUUGAUAAGAGAUAUUGCACUCAUUACUUUUGGAAUAUUUGGCAGUUUUAUUGGUACCUGGGUGGCUUCACAAAAUAUCAAAUUAAAAUAUGGAGAAAAAGGUGAACCCAACGAAAGUCUUUUAUAUUUUACAGACUUAUUAUAA
Lucilia sericata (common green bottle fly) is the source of this 1359-nucleotide messenger RNA. RefSeq names its product proton-coupled amino acid transporter-like protein CG1139. Gene Ontology annotation, biological process: amino acid transmembrane transport. Lineage: Eukaryota; Metazoa; Arthropoda; Insecta; Diptera; Calliphoridae. Gene Ontology annotation, molecular function: amino acid transmembrane transporter activity. Bases 10 to 1359 code for a protein of 449 amino acids. The record is from RefSeq and is a predicted model, not a curated record. The transcript has 7 exons. Gene Ontology annotation, cellular component: vacuolar membrane.